Molecule: messenger RNA, 958 nt
Organism: Gambusia affinis (western mosquitofish)
Lineage: Eukaryota; Metazoa; Chordata; Actinopteri; Cyprinodontiformes; Poeciliidae
Product: protein S100-A11-like
Exons: 2
Coding region: 436-699 (87 amino acids)
Cellular component (GO): perinuclear region of cytoplasm
Molecular function (GO): calcium ion binding; transition metal ion binding
Source: RefSeq, a predicted model, not a curated record
CAUAAUGAAGGCCUUCUACAAAAGUCUCACUGUAAAAUGUCUGCAUAAUGUUAUAUUUCCAGUGGUUCAUGUCACAACAUAUAAUUAAUAAUUACAAAAACCAGAGACUGGUUACACAUUUUAGUUGUGCAGUACAGGAAAGUGUGACUUAUCAUUGGUUAAAAGUUAAAAGGCAAUAAUUUAACUUCUUUACCAUGAAAGCUUGGCUUUAAAAAGACUGAGAAGCUUUGCUUCAACACACCAAACACACUCUUCAGGAGGUGAGUGUUUACCUGUUUUAUGGAGGCAAACGUUUUUUUUUUUUUUUUUGAAUCAAUGUACAUUUGCUAUAUUUGUAUCAUUUGCUAGUUUUCAAAAAUGUUUUACUAUUAUCACUGAGAGCACUUCCCUUUGUUUCCCUAAAGACAGAUCCGCCUGUCUGACAUUCAGCCCGUAAUGGAGACUGCCAUUGGUGUGCUGGUGUCCCAGUUCAAGGCGUAUGCUGGUAGAGAUGGUUCCUCUGACACGCUGAGCAGGGACGAGUUUCAAAAACUGGUCAAGUCAGAGCUCUCCAGCUUUGUGAAGAAUGCUGGCGACCCUGCUGCCAUUGACCAGCUCAUGAGUUCAUUGGACCAGAACAAUGAUGGAGAGUUAAGCUUCCUGGAGUUCUGGCAGCUGAUUGGGCAUCUUGCGAGCAAGCAUGGGGGUUUCAGCCAAUAGAGUGUCUUCAAAUACUUUUUUUUUGUGGAAAGUUUAAUGUGUGAUACUGAACUUUCUAUGUGCCAUGGAAGAAAAGGGAAAUCCUCCAAAAUGGAAAUCACCUCAGCCAGUUUCCUCUGCAUAAGAGGCCAGUGAGUUUACUGACUGCACUAACAAAAGAAACUGUUUAAAUUUAGUCAGUAAAAAGGAUUUUUAACACUUUGCAAAAACAUUUUAGGGGUAAAUUUCUAUUAAUGUCUUGAUGUUGAAAAUAUGUAAA